UGGUAUUUGCUUGCUUUUAGGAAUCAAACAACCAAAGGAAUCUGGAUUGCUCGGUGUGCAGGCAUUGAGCCUUGCACACUUGUGUUGGAUGUGGAAGGAACUGAUGGAAAGGAGCGUGGAGAACAGCAUGAUACUUCAUUCGAAAGACAGAGUGCUCUUUUUGCUUUGGCGGUCUCAGACGUAGCUCUUAUAAACAUGUGGUGUCAUGACAUUGGCCGCCACACUGCAGCGAAUAGGCCACUUUUGAAAACUAUCUUUCGGGUCAGGAUGAAAUUGUUUACUCCACGUAAAAUAACAUUACUUUUUGUCAUUCGCGAUAAAACAAAGACACCAUUUGAAAUCUUAAAAGGGUUAUUGCUAAAAGAUAUGGAGGAGAUAUGGAAAGAUUUUACUACAUCUAAACCAGACUCCCACAAUGAGGCCGCACUAAACGAUUUUUUCAUUGUUGAGGUCGUUGCUCUUUCUAGUUAUGAAGAUAAGGAAGAGCAAUUUAAGGAGGAGGUUACGAUAUUGAGGCAACAAAUAUGCUAUUCAAUAGUUCAGGAUAAGCCUGCUCGGGACUCAGUAGUUCCUCUCUCAGACUUUCCUUACAGUUCUCAGGAAAUCUGGGAAAAGAUUAAGGCAGACAAGGACCUCGACCUUCCUUCUCAUAAGGUUAUGGUUGCUACUGUUCGAUGUGAAAAAAUUGCCAGGGAUUUAGCUGCAAAGGAGGAAUGGCAUCAAUUCAAAAAGGAUAUGAAUUGUAGCACUACUGAAUUUGUGAACAGGCUUAGUUCACAAAUUGUUGCUUGUUUGUCAGAGUAUGAUGCUGAAACCAGUUAUUAUGAUAAAGGUCCAAGAUCUACAUACAAAAAUCAACUUAAAGAAAAAUUGCUGCAGCUUUCUGAACCAGCAUUGGUAUCUGCAUUGGAGCAUAUAAGAUCUACAAUUCUGGUCGAGUUCAAGCACACAUUUAAAACUGCAUUGAAACAAGGGGAGGAGUUUUAUGCAGUUGCUAGUAGUUGCAUUGAGCUUUGUUUGUCUAACUUCGACAAAGCCUGUCCAGUUGCAGAUGUUGUGAUUGAAAUGACAAAUAAGUGCAAAAUUGGAGUAAGGAGGAAAUUGCAGUUGGAUAUUGUCUUAGUGGUUUCUUCAUCUUAUCAGGAAAAACUAAGAGAAGUCUUGUCUGAAUCCAUUGAAAAAGAACUCUUUGGUGGAGUUAUUAUAGAUCCUUGGAAAUCAAUAAGGGAAGUUCUCAGGACUGAGGUGCGACCUACUGUUUCCCAGUUAUCCACUGCACUUAUUGGACUUGGUAUAGGUCCAUAUACAAGGAAGAUGAUUGAGAAUUUAGAGGAUUAUGCAAGGAGUGUUGUAAAAGAAAAGGUUAGGGGUGAAGCUAAAAAUGUUCAAACGCGAAUGAAGAUGUGUUUUGAAAGCAGGUUUGUGAACCGUCUUUACAUAGGCAAUGAUGACAUUCCAACCGCCGCAAAGUCUGCUCGCUGUUAUUCUUUGACAUUAUUAUCUAUUUUGGCUGCAAUUCGUUUGGAUGAUGAUGAUACCGAUGACAUUAAGGAAAUAUUAGAAGCUGAAUUAUUGGAUUCGUCAUCAAGCAGUGCUAAAAGAAAAAGAAACAACGCCAAGUUUGAUCCACUGUGCCUAGCUUCUGAUAGUUGGGAACAGAUUCCAUCCUGUCGGAAACUGAUUGGACCUCGGUCAUGCAAAAAGGUGUGGGAUCAAUUCAUGCAUGAAACGGAGAUCAUUGUCUCGAAGGCACUUGAACUGGGUAAAUCCGGGUUCUCAAAAUGGUCCAGAAUUCGUAAAAUUGCCAUUAUCUCUGCUGCCACUUUAUUUGUAAGCGGAGGUGUUACAGCGGCGGCUAUAUUAGGUCCACUGGGGUUAUUACCAUUAUUACCGCUUAUCUAAAGGGCCAAGUAAGUGAAAGCCCCAAGCCUUUUAAUGCAGAGAAGACUGGGAAGCCCAAAACCUAAAGCCCAAAGUCCAACGGCAAAAAAAAAGUUACGUGAGAGAGCUAGUUUUCCAAGUAACUUGAGGGUUAUUAGCAUUGCUCUUAAUCACAAGGUCCUGGGAUCGAAACUAGCACUCAGAAGAAGAAAAACAAAAGAGAUACUCAUAGUAGUUGAAGAAAAUCUCAUGUCCUAAACUGUUCAAGCUGUGAUGAUGGUUUGAUGAACCAGAAGGGAUUAAGAGAGGGAGAGAAAUAAGUUCUUCUCAUUGUUGGAGAGAAUGAAAAAUCCCCUUAGAAAAUAUUUGUUGAGUUAUUACACCUUGUACUUUUUAUGUACUCUCACUAAAAAAUAAUUACAAUGGUAAACCUAUUAUUGAUAAAGAAAUAAUCUAGGUCCCGCAAGCUAGAAUUGUGUAAAUCUAACAAUCCUAGCUUGGAAACAUUAGCAAGAAAAGGACCCGGUGGCAGAGCUUUGGUAAAAAAAUCAACAAGUUGAUCCUUGGAACGAACUGGCAUAAGAUGAAUGAGACCAGACAAAUGCUUUUCACGAACAAUGUGGCAAUCCACUUCAAUGUGUUUAGUUCUUUCAUGAAAGAUGGGAUUAUUGGCAAUGUGAAUGGCUGACUGGUUGUCACAGAAUAGAGUGAUAGACUUUUGAAGCGGCAAGCCAAUGAAAUCCAUUAAGAAAGAUAACCAACUAGCUUCACAAGUGGCAACAGCAAGAGACCUAUAUUCAGCUUCUGCAUAGGACUUGACAACUGUGGUUUGCUUUUUACUCUUCCAGCUAAUGAGCGAGUUCCCAAUCAUGAAGCAAUAACCGGAAACGGAGCGACGAGUAUCGGCACAGGUAGCCCAGUCAGCAUCGGCAAAUCCAGUGAGAUGCAGAUUAGAAGUAGAG
Molecule: messenger RNA, 2843 nt
Organism: Arachis ipaensis
Lineage: Eukaryota; Viridiplantae; Streptophyta; Magnoliopsida; Fabales; Fabaceae
Product: protein ROOT HAIR DEFECTIVE 3 homolog 1-like
Biological process (GO): endoplasmic reticulum membrane fusion
Cellular component (GO): endoplasmic reticulum
Molecular function (GO): GTPase activity; GTP binding
Source: RefSeq, a predicted model, not a curated record